Molecule: messenger RNA, 968 nt
Organism: Monomorium pharaonis (pharaoh ant)
Lineage: Eukaryota; Metazoa; Arthropoda; Insecta; Hymenoptera; Formicidae
Exons: 3
Coding region: 612-827 (71 amino acids)
Source: RefSeq, a predicted model, not a curated record
CGCCGCCAUGCACUUCGUCGCUUGGACCACGCAUUCGCGAAUCGCGAUCGCAGUACAAUAUAAAUAAAAAUCGUCGAGAGCCGCGUUGAAAGAUAAUGAUCCAGAUAGCGAUCAAGUGCACGUGAGAUCGGCGUCGUUCACACGAUCACGCUUCGUUCUUCCUCUCUUCCUCUCGUGCUCCUCUGCGCGAGUAGUCCGGACCUCCUCGCAGGACAAGAAAAAAACGCGACUGAAACGCGAGGAAAAGGAGAUGAAUCGUGAAUUCCCGCGCCGAGUGUAGGAGAGCGCAGCGGGCGUAUGUAUACCUCUACCGUCCGUGUCAUCUGAAAUCUGUGCAGUGAUUUGUAUGGCGAAUCGGUGUCUCGCGUGCGGCGCAAGAGAGAGGAGCGAUUGAACUUUUAACUUUGUUUAUCUCUCGCUUGUCGCAAACAAAAUGUUAUGGUAUACGCGCAGCGGCGGCUGGGGUGCGCCAACCGUAUGCCGUUGAUCACUUCGAUCCCGACUUAGUCGAUUCUCCACCUCUUGUCUUCAAUUCAAGGCACGCACGUAUAUGUAUUCGACGAGAUGUCUACUUCGUGAGCAAUGAUUGGAAAAAGCUUCUGCAUGAGAGGAUGCACUUGCGUCGAGAACCUGAAAUGAGACAUUAUUGGACCGCAUCCUUCUUGCUACCAGUUGGAUCAAUUUUUAUUCUUGCAGUGGUCGUUUUGCUAAUGGUAUUAUUCAAGAGAUGUCCUCAUACGGUAGCCGCGAUUGUUACUACAAUGCUCACUACCAUUAUCAUAUUAACAAUUGUAUUGUCACUUAAUCACGAUCCAGUUUAUACUUAAUACAUUUAUAUGAAGUAAUUAUACAUAUAUCAACUGUUAUAUUAUAUACAUCUUUUUUUCAUAUGUACAUUGAACUGAAAGUUCAAAUCUGCUAUACAAGAAUUUUUGUAACAUAUUAAAUAAAUAGAAUAUGUUACUUAC